GGGACCCCAGGGAUGAAGAACCACAGCGAUGCUGCUCGACGGCGGCAAAAAAAGAAGUGGCAGUGAGCAGGGAACAAUCCCAGGGACACGCGCGCGCUCCGCGGAACGCCACGCAGUCAACGACAAGGGCGGCCUCUAGCGAACACCCCCGAGGAUCCCUCGGCACGUGUUGCGGGCCCUGACUCUUUUGGAUACUACAGCUGCGGAGAUAACUGUGGACGGUGUGUCUGUGUGUGUGUCUGUCUCUCUGUUUCUCUGUGUGUGCGCGCGCGCGCUUGUGCGUGCGUUUUAUUCGCCAGACCGUGCAACUCCUUUCCACCACCUCAAGGGACAGACCUGCCGAGUCAACCUCUGUCAUCACUGUUAUUGUUGUUGCUGCAGGUUGUAUGACAAAACCCAGAUAAAAGACUCGCAAACGGUUUCCUGAACCGACUUGGUCGUUGUCAUCGACCUACUGGACGGCCGGACGGCCGGACGAACGCUUGUGUAGCGUUCGGUCAUACCUCAGGAGCAGUCGCUAGUUCCAAAACCUUGACAGGACAGGUGAGGAGAAGCCAUCGCUCUCACCUCUUCUCAUCCUCAUCUGCGGAGCAGUUGCCGAGAGAAAGUGUGUCACCUGGGAUGCUGUAGAACAGCAUGAGCUGCGUGGACCUCAUGUAUCAGUUUUACUCUCCGUAUUUCCCCUACAAGCCCACUGUGGACGAUGCCCAGAAGUUUGGAGUAUCGUCCAUGUAUGAGGGUGUGUCGCCCAGCGCCACAAGCACAAGCCUCGGCGACGGGGGAGCAGGAAGUGGAGGGGGGUCCGGAGGGCCCUCCCCAAGUGACAAAAUGCACCGGGAGGUGGAGCGGGAGGGGCAGCCCCGUGCCACGCAAUACCUGGCCUCUAACUGCGUGUUGUUCACCUACUUCAGUGGAGACCCUGCCUCGGUGGUCGAUGAACACUUCUCUCGCGCCCUCAGUCAACCAUCCAGCUACAGCCUGGACAAGCCAGGGGUCCAGAAAACCUGCACCAGGCCAGACACUCUGUUGAUGUGUCAGCGCAAGUUACCUGCAUCUUUCUGGAACUCAGCUUACCAGCCUCCUCCCUCCGCCACCAGCAGUCAUGGCGGCUUCCCUCUGGGGGCCGAGGCCUACUUCUCCCCCUCGCUGUACGGGCUGCACAAGUCCUGGCCUUACACGUACUCGUCGCAGCCGCACACCUAUGCUCACCAGAGCGCCCAUGCGUUUUCCUACUCUGGAAUGGACGCCACCCGAGGACUGACGUCACACUACGGGUCGCUGGUGAUGCCGGGAGCUGGUCUGGCAUCGAGAGCCGAUGGCCGCAGCAGCCAGUACGAGUUGGCCAAGGGAGGCGACGCCUUCUCCUCGGCAGCGGCGGCCGGAUAUUACGCAAUGAGUCGCUUCGGCUCAGACCUCGGUAUGGAGACGGGACUUCCGGGGCUUGAUCUUCCCCUCCAGCAGACAAAAAAAGAACUGUAUUGGUGACAUGACGUUGUCUUCGCAAGCAGACACCAAAACCGUAUUUAAACAAUGGCGCCAAAGGAAAGUUCUAGAACAAUACGCUUUCUCUAAAAGCAAUCGCGUCAGCAAACCCUGAGAUAAAUUCCAAGAUACCGCGGUGUUCCAAACAUAUCCUCUGUGUGUGAACGAGGCGUGCCAACGUGAAGACCAAGUCCUGAUCGUUGGCAUUGCUUUGCUGUGCUACGUGAACCCAACGUUGAAGCGACGUACUGAAUGUUGGCAAUGCCUUACGGUUCCUGUCGUAAACCUGAAGCCAACGUGGACACAAUGAUCGUUGGUAACGCCUGCUGUUUGCUGACGUAGUGAGGGUGGCAGAAGUGUUCCAUUGAAGGGAAACGUCCACCUCCGUGUCCCCGAACAGAAAAGUCACCUGCGGGAAAAGGAGCUUUGACUUCAGCAAUGAAGGUUGAAUGACUCUCUGCUUUUUGUCGGGAUUUCAGGCUGAAUCUCUUACAAACGUCCGUCCGAAGUCAACUAACUGGUCUGCGCCUCGAACUGAGAGACUUUCCAUGCAGUUAUUUUCUGGCCUCCCUCGAGGUUGGUCUGAUCUUUGUCGGGUGUCAGAAACUGGCUGACCAUCUGACGGCCUCGGCCAGGUAUUUCAGAAAACUCCGAUGUUAUCGAACUAUCUGCUGACUUUGACAGUGAACUCAUCCAUCAAAACUUCUCUUCUCCAACAGUCUCGUCCUCUCGAGUGACGCUGCACGAGCGACCCCCGGGUGUGAGCGCCAUGCUGGACCCGUGCGCUGUGAGCAUGCAGCACCCAGCUAAACCAGGGAGACAACCGGAAGACGAAAACGUGUGUGUGGGGGGGAUAAGUUCCAGGGUUCAAGAUGGCUGCAUUUCAAAAACUGACGGCAGCAAAUGACAGAAUGCCGGCCGAACGGUUUCGCUGGCGCCAUGUGGCCAUUUAACUGUUUUUCAAAGAUUGGAAACUACAGCAAAUCUUCAACCUUCGCCAGCGACAGAAGCUGAAGCCACCGGGCAAUCAGGCUCUGCCAUCUGGAGGCGGGUAGGUUGGGGGGGAGUGAUUUACUGUAUUGUGCUGAGUGGUGUUCAGGUCGGAGACUUAAAAAUUGUUGUUAAUUUUCUUUUUGUGUGAGUGAAGACAAGUGACGCGAGAGAGGUAGGGAGGGUGGGGUGAGAGCAAGUGGAUGGGGAACUAAGGAGAGGGGAACGUUAAGCUUGAGCUUUAUGGAACUGGGCGGGAAGGAUGAUGAGGAUGGGGGCAUUUACGAGACAGAGUUAUAGGUCUUGGAGCAUGAACCGAGGCGGAGAAGAACGAAGAGGGGAGGGAAAGGGAAAGGACGAGACAGCUUGCUUGGCGCUGUAGUCCGACAUGCGGGUGGGACAGGGUACGAAGCUUCGACUUUAAGUCGACUGGAACCAGUAGCUGUUUAAAAGAGCCAGGGCGUGGGGUGUGGGGUGUGGAUAGUGCGAGAGGGGGAAUGGGUGGGUGGGUGGUUUGACGGAGGAACCCAAGCGAAAGGAAGAGACGAAAACUUAAGAUGGAGGACAGGCACUUUGUACUGGGUGACUUGUGAACAAAGUGACGCCUUCUGCCAACUGCCAGUUUUUGGUCCGUGGGAAUGACUUUUUGUUUGUUUUUGUUUUGUUCUUUUAUUCGUGCAUUUUAUUUUUGGUUCUAGAGAUCCGCAUGUCUGCAAUUAUUCUCGCAUUAAAUGUAUGUGGACAAGAAAACUGAGUUGGACGAACAUGUUUGGUUGCCUGAAAUUACGAUGUUGUUUGAAAGGUUUCGAUGACUGAGCAUUUCUCUCCACUGAUGCUGAAUUCUGAUCUCAUUGACUGUUAUGAGAAAAGAAAAUGUCAAGGUAAAGAUUAGUCAAACUGAUAAAAGGUCAAAAUCCCUUAAAAACAUUGACAUGAUAUAUUUCUAUUGGUUAACUGUCAGUUUUCCAUAUUUAAAUAGUAACAUUUCUACAAAAUUAAUGUUAGUUUAGCUAAUUGUUUUUCGAUGGUUUUAAAGAUUGUUAACUAUUAUAAUUUGCAAAUUUGUAGUUAUAGUUCAAGCAACUGUCUUGAUUUCAGUUUGGAUAUGAAUAUCUCUAGACUUAAAGUUCUCUCAUGCCGAUACAUUUGCUGACCUACUGAAAUCAUCACAAACUGAAAACAAUUCAACAUAUCCUAUUUAGAAAUUAAAAUCGCUUUGACAGAUUUUCCAUUGUCCGUGAUCAGACAUGGUAGAAAUAUACAGACAUUGUUACCGACAGUGAAAUAUUUUCUUAGUCGCUAAAAUGUAUAUUUGGAACACUCCUCAUCCCAGAUUUCUUGACUCUGUGGUCUUUGAAUGCAAGUUCAGAAAAGAUUCGUGGAUUAUUUCUUCGACUUUAUUGAAAUUGAAUCUGUUAAAACGAAAUAUUUUUACCUUUAAUGUUCUAUUGUUAACCGGGCAAAAACUGAACGAACUUCUGUCCAAGUUUGUCCAAGAUUUUAUACAACAGUCAUACAAACACUUGUUUGGUCAAAAGCUUUCUUCAUGUCUGUUUGGUUAAGAAGGAUCUUUAAAGAGAGAAUACUCGCGUGCAAUGAAAAAAAAAAUGAAAAGAGUUGUGAAUGUGCGUGUGAGUGUUGGUGUUGCAUUGUGGGCCGGCUUUCAUCAACCCCUGAGUCACGUGGCUUGAGAUGCUGCUACACUGCUGCUCUGUGGAGCGAUUGUUGAAUGAGAGAUAAAUUAGACAGUUACAGAUAUUGUGUUCAACAAAAGCUCAGAUUUUUUUAAUCAUGACAAGCCGCGUUCUUUCCUUUUAUUCCUUCCUCCUAUCCAUCUUCUUCUUUUGUUUUUCUUCAAUUGAUCGUCCUCUCUUUCUUUCUUUUUUUCUUUCUUUCUUUCUUUCUUUCUUUCUUUCUUUCUUUGUGAUCCUGGGAAAAUAUGUUUUUCUGUGGGUUUGCUUUUGAACGCUCCGUCUACCAGUACUUACUCCACUUCCUGCUGCAAUGAAUUCUACCGUUCGACUAGAACGAAUAUUUUGACAUGAAUCUAUUUUGUUGUCUUGUAGAUACAAGAACAAAAUUAAACUAGUAUGAUAAACAA
Messenger RNA from Pomacea canaliculata, 4573 nucleotides. Its product is annotated as transcription cofactor vestigial-like protein 2. The coding region runs from base 637 to 1485 and encodes 282 amino acids. Gene Ontology annotation, biological process: regulation of transcription by RNA polymerase II. Lineage: Eukaryota; Metazoa; Mollusca; Gastropoda; Architaenioglossa; Ampullariidae. The record is from RefSeq and is a predicted model, not a curated record. Gene Ontology annotation, cellular component: nucleus. The transcript is spliced from 5 exons.